AUGGCUCUCUCUGUAUUGACAAAAAUUCUCUUGUUACUAGCAUCAGUGCAUCUAGUGACCUCGUUGCCGUUGGAAAGAAGAUGCAGCGCAGAAACACUCCAAUUUCGAGAUGCCGAAACAAUAUCCUACAUACCAGCGGGAACAAAUCUAAGCCUUCCAUUCAAUGACCCUUCAUGCAGCAGACCGAACCAGGUAGUUCCUGUAGAUAUAUGUCGAGUGACGCUGUACACUGCCACGUCUUGUAGGUCCGGUGUUCAUUAUGAAGUUUGGCUGCCUUUGGAAUGGAAGGAGAGAAGAUUUCUAGGUACGGGGAAUGGGGGAAUUGAUGGAUGCAUCAAGUAUGAGGACCUUGCGUAUGGGGUGAAGAACGGGUUUGCUGUAGUCGGUUCAAACAAUGGACACAAUGGUACUACUGCCGUGACGAUGUACCAUAACUACGAUGUUCAAAUCGACUUUUCCUGGAGAGCCCUACAUACGAGCGUAGCUAUUGGAAAAGAGGUUGUGGCACAAUACUACAAUAGACCACACAGAAAGUCAUACUAUAUAGGCUGCUCUCUCGGUGGGCGGCAGGGGUUUCAGUCAGCAGUAAAGUUCCCUGAAGACUUCGAUGGUAUUGUUGCUGGAGCUCCAGGUUUAGACUUCAACAACCUGGUUUCGUGGAGAGCUAGCUUCUUCCCGGUGACCGGCAGUGUAGAGUCACCGGAUUUUAUCACCCCGAAAGCCUGGAAAACGUUUAUCCACAGGGAGGUACUGCGACAAUGUGAUGGUAUUGACGGGGUGAUGGACGGGAUCAUCGAAGACCCAUCACUCUGCCGCUUUAAUGCCGAUGCACUUCUAUGCAAGCCAGGCGAAAAAACAAAUUGCUUGAACCAAGUCCAAGUUGAUAUUGUGCGGAAGAUAUUCUCUCCACUCAUGGGCGAGGAUGGUGAAUUGAUAUAUCCAGCCAUGCAGCCGGGUAGCGAAGAGCUAGCCACCACAAAGCUGUACGCGGGGAAACCAUUUAGCUAUUCCGACGAAUGGUUCAAAUAUGUCAUUUACAACCCGUCAUGGAACGCAUCGACGUUCACCGUACAUGAUGCCGCGGUUGCAGAAGCCCGGAACCCGGGAGGUAUUAAAACGUGGCCGACAUUCGGCGACCUAGCCGAGUACAGAGCCCGGAACGGCAAGAUAAUCAUAUACCACGGCGGACAGGAUAACCAGAUAACCAGCUUCAACACCGAACGAUACUAUAAUUAUCUGUUGCAGUCUGACGGUGCUGGCAGUGCUGGGCACCUCGAUCGUUUUCUCCGCUUCUUUCGCAUAUCGGGCAUGUUUCAUUGCAGUGGAGGACCAGGCGCAUGGGUUCUAGGUCAGGGGGGCGGAGCUGCUUCAGAAGGCAUCGGAUUCAAAGGGGAGACCAAUGCUCUCGCUGCUCUUGUUGAUUGGGUUGAGAAGGAUGUUGCACCGGAUACUAUUGAAGGUGUCAAAUUUGUGGACGACGAGAUCACGUCUGGCGUUUCACUACGCCGAAGGCACUGCAGGUUGGUAUUCUCUCAUCUUCUUCCAUUAAGGGUGUAUACUGAUAGGUGGUGA
Messenger RNA from Trichophyton rubrum CBS 118892, 1572 nucleotides. RefSeq lists its product as uncharacterized. The transcript has 3 exons. The record is from RefSeq and is a predicted model, not a curated record. NCBI's taxonomy places the organism in Eukaryota, Fungi, Ascomycota, Eurotiomycetes, Onygenales, Arthrodermataceae. Bases 1 to 1572 code for a protein of 523 amino acids.